AUGCAGCACCCCAAGCCCUUCUAUGCACCCUCUGCUCCCCAAGAAGGCUUCAGCCCCCAGGGUCUGGACAGCACCGAGGGCCCAGCCAGGCAGCCUGCGGCCUGUGCGGAGGCACUCCCAGCAGUGGGUUCCUCCAGCCUGUAUCACUCCCCAAACCCGGAGAAAGAGGUGUUUCCAGCCCCUCCCGCAGGUCUCCAGAUGGCUCCGUGUGGCUGCUUCUUUGACCCCCGCAUCUACCGCAUCGAGUGGGCCACCUCUGAUUUUGGCCAGUCAGCCCUGUACAAGCUGGUGGUGGCGGGCGGCGGGCCAGCAGGGGGCCCAGCUGGGGGCCCCGCCUCCACAGGCACCUACCUUCUAGAACCCCAGCACUACCUCAAGGCUCCGGGGCCACCACCACCCCCGUAUACCCCCUACCAGCCGGUGCCCGGGGCCCCCCAGUACCUCAUGCCCUACUUCCCACCUGAGGGGCCUGGGCCCGAAGGCCUGGGCUUUGUAGGCGAUGGGGGGCCCCCGACCUUUGUGGAGCUGGCCCCCCCACCCCCCCCCAAGGACAAGCUGCCACCACGGCUGCUCACGCUGCCCGCCGAACCACUGCUACCACCUGGUGCUUAUGGCCACCUCGAGGGCAGCCUCAGCCAGUGGGGGCCUGCGGCGGCCACCGCCUGGCCUGCCGAGCCCCCAGCCUUCCCCACCAAGGAGCUGCCAACCGGGCCGGGACAGCUGCCCAUGCCGGCUGAGGCCCCAGCAGCGGCCCGUGCGCUGGUGGUGGGUGAGGCCCCGGCAGCCAAGGUAGCCCGCGCCUCGGGGCUGCCCGACAAGGUGCUGCUGGAGGACGCCAUGAAGCUCUUCGACUGCCUGCCAGGGCGCAGCGAGCCUGAGGGCGGCCCGCGCAGGCUCCCGGCCGUGGCUGCUGGGCCUGACAGUGGAGGCGGUGGCGACGACUCUUCCGGCGACAUCCGCUCGCUGCACCUGCCCGACGAGCUGCUGUCGUUCGACUACAAUGUGCCUGAGAUCCUGGACGCCGUGUGCAACGCGGACUACCUCAACUUCAAGGCGCUGGAUGAGGGGCCGCCACCGCCGCGCCCGGGACCCCCAGCCACUGACCCCCCGGCCCCCUGCCUGCGGCCCGACACGGCCAGCUGUGGCAAGAAGAAGGCUGGCCCCACAUCCACCCAGAAGGGCAAGUCGGGUGGCAAGAGCAGGCGGGCCGUGGGCUCGCCGCCACUUGUAGCCCUCAGGAAGCCAUGGCAGGUGGAGAAGGGUGGGGGCACCUUUGUCCCUGCCAUGGGCCAAGACGUGAAGGUGCGCACACAUGUUCACGUAGACAUGGGAUCGUUGGAGCUGGUGGAUGCUGGCACGUGUUGGCAAGUCAAGGCGGGAGGGGCAGGCCAGGGAGAAGACAGCACUGUCCCGGAGCAGAGCCGGCCCAGCCAGGGAGGACGCAUUCUCCUGGUCACCGUGGUCUGUGAGACUGAACGGAGGCUGACGGGGCAGCUACAGAGUGAGGAGGAAAAGGCAUGGCUCCGUCUGCAGCACGUGUAA
This is a messenger RNA of Orycteropus afer afer, 1542 nucleotides long. RefSeq names its product proline rich 22 (gene PRR22). The transcript is spliced from 6 exons. NCBI's taxonomy places the organism in Eukaryota, Metazoa, Chordata, Mammalia, Tubulidentata, Orycteropodidae. Bases 1 to 1542 code for a protein of 513 amino acids. The record is from RefSeq and is a predicted model, not a curated record.